Molecule: messenger RNA, 414 nt
Organism: Echinostoma caproni
Lineage: Eukaryota; Metazoa; Platyhelminthes; Trematoda; Plagiorchiida; Echinostomatidae
Source: the annotation of a GenBank genome assembly
AUGUCCUCUUUGCCUCCUCCUCCGCCUCCUCCGCCACCACCACCGCCUCCACCCCCACCACCACCACCACCGUUGUCCCAAAUGUCUAACUUGACCAAACAACUGAAUAAUCUCAACACCAAAUCGACGAAUGAGGAAACGAUCAAGCGUGUCGCCAUUCCUCAGGGACCACCACAAGAUUUGUUGUCUGCCAUCCGCGCUGGGUUCCAGUUGCGGAAAGUUAGUGAGCGUCCCAUGCCAAACACACAAUUUACACGGAACAACAGUUUAGCCAGCCUUGGUAAUCGGCCUCAUGAUGUGCAGGCCAUUUACGAGGCAGUUCGUCGGCGUCGUGAGUGUAUGGAAAACAACUCAAGUGAAGAGGAUGACGAUGAUAAGGAUGGAAACAGUGAUUCCUCCGGAUGGGAUGACUAA